Spodoptera exigua (beet armyworm) is the source of this 715-nucleotide messenger RNA. Lineage: Eukaryota; Metazoa; Arthropoda; Insecta; Lepidoptera; Noctuidae. The record is from the annotation of a GenBank genome assembly.
GAACUUUACAAUGAGUCAAAGGCGCACCAGACAAUCCAAUGCAGAAGUUGAUGUAUCAGAACUUGAAGAUGCUAUUAAAGAAUGUGUUCGGUACAUUAUUUGUCGAGAAGGCAGCAAAAUACCAAUUAAAAAAGGUGAUGUUUCUAAACACCUUAGCGCAACAUGCCAAACUCCUUCCAAUCACGUAAACACUGUUUUAAUUGAAGCUAACAAGAUAUUGAAAAGGGUUUAUGGCUACAAAUUAGUUCAAGUGGAUGCCCAAAGUGGUGUCCCGUACAUAGUAGUGCUAACAGAAGAAUGUGAAUCUCUGCCGUCGCCUGUCAUAGAUGUUCAACACAGAACUAUACUGAUUGCUGCACUCACACAUAUCUUUAUGACUGGGGCUCCAAUAAAAGAAGAUGACAUGUGGAGAUUCCUAACUGAAGCAGGCCUUAUGGAGAAUGAGAAUGACCAAACAGUAAGGAAAUUACUGACCCAUACAUUCACCCGGCAAAUGUACUUGCAAUAUACCAAGGAAGGUGAGGAUGAUCUUGCUAGGAAUGUCUUCCAAUGGGGAGCACGCGCUGUCGAAGAAGUGCCAAAACCAUUUCUUCUGGGCAAAAUGGCAGAGGCGUUUCAGAGAGAACCUGAGUAUUGGAGUGAGCAAUACAAAAAUGCACAUCAAGAUACAGAAGUCUGAAUAUGUUGUUAAAGUAAUUUGAUCGAAGUGAUGAUA